CAGCGCGCAGUAAAACCAUGGCAGGAGUUUGGGCGGCUAUCUUCGUGUACGUCUUGUUCUUUUGUACGGCUAGUUCUCAGCAAAUUUAUUCCGAUGACAAAAAUGACUGCGACCGUAAUGAUCAGACGAUUGAAAUAUUGAACGAAAAGAUUGAGUACUUACGACAGGAGAACGUGAGACAGGCAGAUUCCUUAAAACGAGAAAACGCCAGACAGAUUGAGUCAUUAAAAAAGGAGAACGCGAGACAAAUGGAGUCUUUAAAACGAGAAAACGCGAGACAAAUCGAGUCCUUAAAACGAGAGAAUGCGAGAAUUAAGGUUAAUCAAAGAACAAUAAAGAAGAAUUUUACGAGAUGUUUAACAUCCUUAUGAAAAAUGUGACCAACAUCCACGAAGAUUUGAAAGGCAGUAUACUGCAAACCAUCAAGUCAGAGUUAAACAUACAUAAAGAUUGUAAGAACCUCAAGGACCUCUACUUGAAUGGUAAUACAGAAUCUGGUGUUUAUGAGAUAUAUCCAUUUGGUAAUAACAGCAGGGUCAGCGUCUUCUGUGACAUGGUGACAGAAGGUGGAGGGUGGACAGCUAUACAGAAACGUGUCAGUGGUUCAGUGUCAUUCGACAGAACAUGGACGGACUACAAGACGGGAUUCGGGAAUCCUAACGGAUCCUACUGGAUUGGGAAUGACGUAAUACAUCAACUUACCAAGGGAAGGAACUCCUCCCUCUACGUCUCCAUCACACUGACCAAUGGGAAAAAGCUCUAUGAAUUAUAUAACCAGUUCUCUGUUGCUGACGAAAUCAAGAAAUACAGACUUUUUCUUGGAGGACCAGCUACCGGGACCCUGGAAGACUCUAUGUUAGACACUGGUAAUUCUUACUACGAUCUGUCUGGGAUGUCCUUCUCCACCCCGGACAGAGAUAACGACAGGUAUAGUACAGGUAACUGUGCUGCUGACAUUUAUGAAUGA
Molecule: messenger RNA, 967 nt
Organism: Saccostrea cuccullata (small rock oyster)
Lineage: Eukaryota; Metazoa; Mollusca; Bivalvia; Ostreida; Ostreidae
Product: fibroleukin-like
Exons: 6
Coding region: 353-967 (204 amino acids)
Source: RefSeq, a predicted model, not a curated record